CUAAGCAGCUUCCAUAAAUUAAAGCAAAGGUGGUAAAUGCCUAAACCGUUGAGUGGAAGAUUCAAAUCUAAAGGUUUGGUUUCGUUUUCAUGGUUUUGGGUCUAUCGUUGGAUUAUAUUGAAUCUGAAAGUUGAGAAUCACACUACAAGUUGAGUGUGCAGAGAAAGGCUCGCUCUUCAUUUUCGUAUUUCAAAUUAUUCAUAGGCGUACCUGACCUAAUAUCAGAUUACGAAGACUAUAACAAUAAGAUGGAAGUAUUGAGGAAGACUAGUACUGAGCCUGAUUCGGGAACCGAAGUCAAAGUUCGCUCCAUCGUGUUGACAGAGCACGGCUCCUUUGAUCACAUCAAGGUAAUGGAGUGGCCGCUGCCUUCAAGAUGUGGUCCGUUACAAGUGAGAGUAGCUGUGAGUUUCUGUGGUGUCAACUUUGCUGAUGUUUAUCACGUCCAAGGAAGGCUUUUGCAGACUGCAGUCCCGUAUGUGAUGGGGCUCGAGUGUGCUGGAAAAGUUUUAGAGAUUGGAACUUGCGUCAAUCACAUAGAUGUUGGAGACCGUGUGGUUUGCUACAUGCCCGAGUCUGGCUGUUUCCAGGAGACUGUUAUUGUUCCUAGUUCCCAAUGUUUCCUCAUACCCGAAGACAUUAGCACGGACAUAGCUUGUUGCCUUCCAGCCAACUAUUUGACUGCCUACUUUGCACUCUGUGAAUUGGGCAACUUGCGACCAGGAAAUAGUGUGCUGAUCCAUUCAGCUGCUGGUGGAGUAGGCUGGGCAGCCACUCAGCUGGCUAAUUUAGCCGCAUAUGAUGUCAAAGUGUACGGCAUAGCCUCUGAGAGCAAACAUGACGAGAUCAUCAAGAACGGAGUCUUGGUUGCGCUCACCCACGACAACUUCUCUUCACGCCUAAACAAACCGGAGUUUGACAUCAUCAUUGACAAUGUCGGAGGUGUGAGUACCAAACGGAGCAUGGCUCUGCUCAAACCUCUAGGGCGUAUAAUCUUGACAGGAGCCAACAGUGUUAUACAGGACAAUGAGGCUAAGGUCACAGAGGCCCUGUUUGCCCUGAGCUCUAGUGUAGUGCCCAUGCAAGAGUUAGUGGCUGGCAACAAGGCAGUAUGUGGUCUGCACAUGGGAACCUUAUUGCAGGAAGCUCCAUCUUUAGUCAAUGAUGCUAUGCGACACAUUUUUAAACUGUGCCAAGAAGGCAAAAUCAAGCCUAAGAUCUAUGCUGUACAUCCAUUUAGCCAGGCUUCUGCUGCCAUAAAAACUUUAGCUUCCAGAAAAAAUAUUGGUAAAGUUCUCCUGGAUCUUAAUUGAAUUGCAGUGUUAGUGAUGAAUGGUAUACGUGGUUUCUGGAAUACUUGUAAGGUGUAUUGU
Messenger RNA from Macrosteles quadrilineatus (aster leafhopper), 1373 nucleotides. RefSeq names its product synaptic vesicle membrane protein VAT-1 homolog. The record is from RefSeq and is a predicted model, not a curated record. Gene Ontology annotation, molecular function: oxidoreductase activity. The transcript is spliced from 7 exons. NCBI's taxonomy places the organism in Eukaryota, Metazoa, Arthropoda, Insecta, Hemiptera, Cicadellidae. The coding region runs from base 249 to 1313 and encodes 354 amino acids.